Ogataea angusta is the source of this 726-nucleotide messenger RNA. RefSeq lists its product as uncharacterized. The record is from RefSeq and is a predicted model, not a curated record. Gene Ontology annotation, cellular component: mitochondrion. Gene Ontology annotation, molecular function: nucleic acid binding. Bases 1 to 726 code for a protein of 241 amino acids. NCBI's taxonomy places the organism in Eukaryota, Fungi, Ascomycota, Pichiomycetes, Pichiales, Pichiaceae. The transcript has a single exon.
AUGUUAUUUUCACUACCUGUGCGAAAGCUGAGCACAAAAGUCAUCUCCACUCCCGGCUUUAACUCGGUAGAGUCGUACCUCAGCUAUGCGCAGGUUGCUGGAACGUCUCCGAAAUCAACAGUGUUUAGGGGAUCACUGUAUGAAAUCUCAUUUGCAGAGUUUCUUGCUGAUCAUUUGAAUUUGAGACGAAUGGUACUCCAAGGAGGCGCGAACGAUGGAGGUAUCGAUAUGCAAGCCACCUGGAACCUGAAACAGCUCAAACGCGUAUCUGAGAAGCCUGCAGGCGCAUACUUGGGCCCAGCUCUUAAGCACGUCGUUCCGUUUGUUGAGCAGAAACAGAAUGAUGCCUUCAAAGUGCGCCUGUAUGUGCAGUGCAAAUGCUGGAAGCGAAGCAAAAUGGACGCUAAAAUGGUUCGCGAGCUCACAGGAACAUUUGCAGACUUUUUCGCCAGAGAAAAGCUUCAAAAUAGGGCGCUAGUCAUGUUUGUCACUCCUACAGGUGCCACAAAAGUCGGGCUCGCAAAUUUCGACACAAGCGUGGUCCCCAUGAUAUUUGUCAAGUUCAGCGUACCGGAGCUUAAGUCUCCAGGCUUGGACCCAUACACGGCCGAAAAUUACAUCAAAGGCAGAGCCGAGAGUUUUUACUGCAAUCCGAUAGCACAAGCACUUUUGUCCGGACUUGACUGGAAGACAUUCGCAAAUACAAUUGUACGCAAUCAAAAAUAA